AUGUCUGCCCCCGUUCAAAACAACGAUACUGCCGCCGAGCAGACUUACAAGGAGGGCAAUCAUAAUGGCCAUCACUUGCCUCCAACCACCGCCGACGCAGGUCCUGGGGGGAGAGUACCAAAGCCUUACCAGUCCAUGGUCUCUCAGGUGUAUGAUCCUCAAUUUUUCAAGAUUGCCAAUCCUGGACCUCUGGGUCUCAUUGCCUUUGCUCUGACUACCUUUGUCCUGGGCCUAUACCAGUGCGGUGCUGGAUUGCCAAACUCAAACCCCCUCGGAAGCGUCGGUCCUGACCAAGCAGUAUUCGGUCUGGCUGUCUUCUACGGCGGCACCGCACAGUUCAUUGCCGGUAUUAUGGAAUUCCGUGUGGGCAACACCUUUGGUACAACUGUCCACUGCUCCUACGGCGCCUUCUGGCUUGCGUUUGCCAUGUUCAUGGUCCCUCAGCUUGGUAUCAAGGAAGCCUACGGUGGAGAUGAGCACGCCUUCAGCUUCGCCGUGGGCAUAUUCUUGAUUCUGUGGUGCUUCCUAACCCUCGUCUUUUUCAUUGCUGCAUUGAGAACAAACAUUGCCAUUUUGACCGUCCUGGGCCUGCUUGUUCUGGCAUUUUUCUUCCUCAGCAUUGCUCAGUUCAUCUCCACUACUCAUACCACUGCGGCGGUUCGUGUCAAUCGUGCGGGAGGAGUAUUUGCCGUGCUGUGCGCUUUUGCUGCAUUCUAUGCUGGAAGUGCUGGUCUCAUGACGCCGGCAACAACUUGGGUCGUGUUCCCUUUGGGCGAGUUCGAACGACCUCCGGCCCAAACGAAUCCUGUCUAG
Messenger RNA from Metarhizium brunneum ARSEF 3297, 813 nucleotides. It is a transcript of the gene ADY2, whose product is annotated as Accumulation of dyads protein 2. Gene Ontology annotation, molecular function: acetate transmembrane transporter activity. Lineage: Eukaryota; Fungi; Ascomycota; Sordariomycetes; Hypocreales; Clavicipitaceae. The record is from RefSeq and is a predicted model, not a curated record. Gene Ontology annotation, cellular component: plasma membrane.